Messenger RNA from Selaginella moellendorffii, 712 nucleotides. RefSeq names its product enhancer of rudimentary homolog. The record is from RefSeq and is a predicted model, not a curated record. Lineage: Eukaryota; Viridiplantae; Streptophyta; Lycopodiopsida; Selaginellales; Selaginellaceae. The transcript is spliced from 4 exons. The coding region runs from base 53 to 373 and encodes 106 amino acids.
GGAAGGUGGGGCGGCAAGGGUGAUCCAUCGCGCGCUUGGCGAUCGCAACGCAAUGCAAAGUGGCAGGCACACGAUCGUCUUGUACCAGCCGAGCGCCGCGCGAGGGAGCCGGACGUUUCUGGAUUACGAGAGCGUCACGCAAGCCAUGGAUGGGAUUUGCGGCUUGUUCGAGAAGAAGCUCAAGGACAUGAACCCCACGAUACGAAACAUCACGUACGAGGUCGCGGAUUUGUAUAGAUUCAUCGAUGAGCUUCCGGACAUGAGCGCUCUCGUAUACGAUACCGAGGUGAAUGCCUACAUCCCUUACGAUCGGCAAUGGAUUAAACUGCGCGCCUUCCAACAUCUCCGCAAGCUCGCCGGCCAAGCCGCCUAGUAAAUCGCUGCUGUGCGAGAGGACGCGCCUGUAAAUAACAACAUGAUGGGGACAUGGGCAGCAUUUAGCAGCCAGGAUUCGCUGUGACAAAACCACGAGCAGAGUAUUUAAAACAUCGAUUCGAGUGAGAGCGAGCGAGGGGAAAGGAGUCUCAAGAAAAAAUAAGAGAGAGAAAGCCAAGUGUGUGUGGAGAGAGAGAGAGAGCUUAUCAAUAAUUUGGAGAACUGGCAGGCCAAAAGAGAUGUGAUGUGAGUUCUUCCUCGAACUCGAGACGUCUCAACGUUUCUUGCGUGGUACAUUGUCGGGAUCACGCGAUUAAAUAAAGAGCCAUCGCUAGCU